Staurois parvus is the source of this 360-nucleotide messenger RNA. Lineage: Eukaryota; Metazoa; Chordata; Amphibia; Anura; Ranidae. The record is from the annotation of a GenBank genome assembly.
AUGCUGCUGCCAAGUCCAGAGUCUGUCAGGGUCCCUGUACGGCUCCCAUUUGCUGGCGGUCUCCAUCGCCACACUCUGCCAUGUGCCACUUUUCAGGUCUCCUCACACUGCUGGUGUGUUGAAUUUUUUGACAUAGGGUGCUGGCAGAAUUACGGGCCCUCCUAUAGCUGCUGCCAGUGCCCCUAAUCUUCCAUGGGCCCCCUAUACCGCCUCCUCACUGCUGCUGGCCCAGGAUCCAUAGUCUCUCAUGGGUUCCCUGUACGGCCUCCCAUUGCUGCUGCUGUCACCAUCGCCACACUCUGCCAUGUGCCACUUUCAGGUCUCCUCACAACACUGCUGUUGUGUUUUCCAUGUUUUGUC